UGUUUCAGAACAAAUGGAGACAACACUGCCAUCUGAGCCAACAGCAGUGAGUGAAGCACAAGCACAACAGCUACAUCUCCAAGCACAACAGACUGUGCCAACCUCAGCACCCACAGUGUCUCAGGUCUUGACUUCAGAAAACCUGCCGACAGUGGUAAUGGCUUCAACAGGAAGUGUCCCAUUGAACCAGCCUCUUUUCAUCCCGCUUAACAUGGCUAGUCAAGUAACUGCACAACAGGGACUCGUGUUGACAAUUCCCACAGCAACUCUUGCUUCUCUCCCAGGACUUACUUCUGCCACUGGUGCAGGAGGUAUCCUCAAGCUCCCUCUGGCAAACUUGCAGGCUGCGUCAAUGUUGAAUACUGCACUCCAGCCCGCACAGCUUCAACAGGCCACUCUACAGUCCCUUCCUCCAUCUGCUGUACCUCUGAAACAGCCGGAACCACAAACCCAGAUCACUUCCAUUCACACAGCACAAGGCCUGACUUUAAAUCCCACAAUACUUAGUAGUCAAACUUCACUUGUGGGCUCUUUGACGGCUACUCCAGUUAUUGCAAAUGCUGUGCCCAGCUUCCAGGGAAUUACAAGUCAGAUCAUAACUAAUGCACAAGGACAGGUCAUAGGAACUGUUCCUUUAGUCAUGAACCCAGCAACAAUAACAACAACCAAUGCAGUGACAGCAGUACCAGCACAAAGCUUACAAGUGCAAGCAGUCACACCACAGAUGCUGCUGAACUCCCAAGGUCAGGUGAUUGCAACUGUCAUCAGCAACCAGUUUGUGCCAGUUCUGAGUCGACAAGGAGUCCCUCUCUCACCUGUAAAGACAACGCAGCAGGUACAAACGUUCCAGACAAUGGCUACUGUAACGCAACCCAGUGUGACACCAACCCCAGCCACUGCACCAACUGAACCCAUUACACCAAGCAACACUCCCUCCACUGCCAGUGUUGGACAACUAGUCAGCAAGCCUCAAAAUGCACCCACCGAGGUGGAUGGAAUAAACCUGGAAGAGAUUCGUGAAUUUGCAAAGAAUUUUAAGAUACGUCGACUGUCUCUUGGAUUGACGCAGACACAGGUUGGACAGGCACUGAGUGCUGCAGAGGGACCAGCGUACAGCCAGUCAGCCAUCUGCAGGUUUGAGAAAUUGGACAUCACUCCUAAAAGUGCACAGAAGAUCAAGCCAGUUCUAGAAAGAUGGCUGACAGAAGCAGAAAUACGACACCGUGCGGGCAUACAGAACCUCACUGAGUUCGUUGGUAGUGAACCUUCAAAGAAACGCAAACGGCGCACAUCUUUCACACCACAGGCCCUGGAAAUCCUUAACGCUCACUUUGAGAAAAACACACACCCCACAGGUCAGGAAAUGACAGAGAUAGCCGAGCAGCUGAACUACGACCGAGAGGUGGUUAGGGUGUGGUUCUGCAACAAGAGGCAAACUUUAAAAAACACCAUCAAGCGACUGCAGCAGAAUGACUCAACGGGAACAGGUUCAAUCGAACGAUUAUCGGACUCCACAGUAAACAUUGCUGGAACAGGCUGA
Messenger RNA from Carcharodon carcharias (great white shark), 1540 nucleotides. RefSeq names its product POU class 6 homeobox 1 (gene pou6f1). Lineage: Eukaryota; Metazoa; Chordata; Chondrichthyes; Lamniformes; Lamnidae. The coding region runs from base 14 to 1540 and encodes 508 amino acids. Gene Ontology annotation, molecular function: RNA polymerase II cis-regulatory region sequence-specific DNA binding; DNA-binding transcription factor activity, RNA polymerase II-specific. The record is from RefSeq and is a predicted model, not a curated record. The transcript is spliced from 8 exons. Gene Ontology annotation, biological process: regulation of transcription by RNA polymerase II.